GACUGACUUAUAAGGAAGCUAUAUUUCAAGUUUUGUUGCAAUCCGUCCAGUAGUUUUCCAGAAAUCGUGAUCAGUGAGUCAGUGAGAUAAGAAUUUUAUAAGUAUAGAUUUAAUACCCUGAAAAAAUCCAGCUUUCGCCUUAUUUGUUUUUGGCCAAACGCUGAUUUUUUCUUCAUUGACUGGGCCUGGUCUACAUUGGGAAACGUUUUCAAAAGUGAAGCAACUAUUCAUGUGUGAUAAUCUGAGCAGCUGGUUAUAGUGGAUAGUGGCAAAAAAAAGUAAAAAUCAGUUGUGAUUAUUUAUAAUUUUAAGUUGGUUCAGGUAUUUUCUAAACCUUGGUGGAUUAAGCAAAGACUUUCAGAGUAAUUUAUCCAUCCAAGAUCCAAAACAGGGAUUCCAAAUUUAUUGUUUCAAACAGGUUCAAAAUUAUAACAUUAUGAAGAAAAAUAGUAUGAAUGAUCAAAUUGAUCAUCGCUUACCAUUAUUACCAUCGAAUUUUGUUCAAACAAUUCUCACUUGUGUUAUCUUAUACACGUGUAUAAUGGCAACUGUUGAGUUCCUGAUAAAAGUUUGGCGAAGGAUGAGAUUCAAUCAAUCGAAAACAUCAUGUUUCAAGUAUGGGUAUUCCAAUACUAAAAAGAACGGUCCCAAAUAUUGGAGAGAAUUAUUUGCGUGCUGCGACGGUGCCAACCAGAGCCCAAUCAACAUUGACACGUGUGCAGCGACUUGUGUCUAUGCAUGCAAUCCACUCACUUGGUCCAACUUCGACAACAAACCACAAAAUAUGAUUAUGCUCAACACUGGCUCUACUGUAAUGUUGGCUGGCUGUUGGUAUUGGGACAAACCGCUGUCAAUAAGUGGCGGGCCGUUGGAGCAGAGAAGCUACUCUUUGAAGGAAGUGUACUUUCGUUGGGGCCGGGGUGAAGGCAGUGAACACACCAUUGAUAGUGUUCGCUUUCCAAUGGAAAUUCAAUUGAGGUUUAUCAACCAAACAAAUGGCGAUAAUGUGUUUAUUGCUCUGUUUUGUGAGAUUUCGCAUCAGGACAAUCCGAAUCUGGUUUGUUUAGUGAAUUCAUUGAAUGAGAUCAUUCUUCCCGGAACCUCGACCGAAAUCCCUUUCUCCUUCGACUGGCUGCAAUUGCCCUUCUGCCAUGGAUACUAUACCUACCCCGGUUCAUUCACUUUUCCACCAUGCUGUGAAAAUGUCACUUGGAUUGUCAAGCCACAGCCUAUCAAAAUUUCUCAUGCGCAGGUUAAAAAAUUCCGAGAACUAAGAAAUAACCAUGGUCGUAUUCUAACAAAUUCAAGACCAGUACAAUCCCUCAAUUCAAGAACAGUUAUGUUCUAUGAGGAUUCAUCAGAAGCCGAUUGCAAUUGAAAUUGAAAAAAAAGCCAACUCCUGUGAAUAUUGUCGAUUUUGUCUGUCAAUAGUGAAGUUAUUCAUGAAUAUUUCUUUAUAAUAAAAACAUCCUGUCUCAAUUGUA
Messenger RNA from Nilaparvata lugens (brown planthopper), 1484 nucleotides. Its product is annotated as carbonic anhydrase 2. The transcript has 7 exons. Gene Ontology annotation, molecular function: carbonate dehydratase activity; zinc ion binding. The coding region runs from base 437 to 1378 and encodes 313 amino acids. Gene Ontology annotation, cellular component: cytoplasm. Lineage: Eukaryota; Metazoa; Arthropoda; Insecta; Hemiptera; Delphacidae. The record is from RefSeq and is a predicted model, not a curated record.